Messenger RNA from Caenorhabditis sp. 36 PRJEB53466, 1475 nucleotides. The record is from the annotation of a GenBank genome assembly. Lineage: Eukaryota; Metazoa; Nematoda; Chromadorea; Rhabditida; Rhabditidae.
AUGCUAAGACCGGUUAUAGUCGGUAAGUUGCUAAGACUACAAUAGUAGCAUUGAGUGGAAAUCAGAUUUGAUUAGAUGGGUUAUCAUUCUUCUCGUCGUUGCCUGGAGAUAAUUAUCCACGUUCACCGGUAAGGGCUUGACUUAAAGGCACUGCUUGCAGCUGUGCGUGAUAAGAGCAUUCCUGUUUUUCAGAGAAUUUUUACGGAUGUUCUUUUUGAGAUACUUAUUCAUUUCGUUCUUGACGGUCACAAAGUUCAAAUUUUCUUACCUUCUCAUUAUGAAGAAGACUCGAAGCUGAAGGUUUGAACUUCGGCGAAACUUGUCUCCCUCAUCAUUCAUUUUUAGAUCGACGUUCCUUCAAACUUCCAGUUCUUGAGAAGACAUGAUUGCGUUAAGUUCAUACAAAAAAAAAAUCGUAAAUUAUUUGUAGAAGAAGUAGCGAGGCAAGCUGUAAAGGUACUCAUUUGUCACUCCCUAUUUGCUGACGCAAGCCAAAAUGGGGUUAUUCAAUUUUGUCAAAAAAUAAAAAGAAACAUCUUUUUCCAUUUUUGUUCCACUUUGAAAAACGAACUCCAUGAUUUUUCUGGUUUUGAAUCAGGGUUUUGCGGAAAAAAACCCUUUUCCGACAGAAUGAGUCAGUUCUGUUUCGUAAUUCCGCACAUUACGUAGCGAGUUAAAUAGGUCGCGUUUAGAUCAGCAACUUUCUAAUUAGAUUAAUAUCGAAUUGCCAGAGUACCUCGUAUGAAGUUUUGCGAAGCAUUCUAUUUACUUGAACUUGUACAAGUACUUUUAGAAACUUCAGGUUUGUGGAAUCCUGGUGAGCAACGACUGCGAAAUUGUGAACACCGACUUGGUUGUUUGCCGCCCUGUAUUUCGUCAGUGUUCAGAUGAGAAAAAUGAUUUUCUGAUCGCUUACGUUUUUGAUGACCGUGAACCAUUCACUACUCCGACGAUAGUAAGCGGAUUGGACACUGGCAGUUCUUCAAUACACAUAGAUCCCGAGAUUACAGUAGAAAGCUGCCGUGAACCAGACGAUCAUGCAAUUGUUACGUAUCGAGAGCUGGCAGGAACUGUCAGUUUUGUGUGCGACUCUUAAAAAAUGUUAAGAAAUCUUCAGAAACGUAUAUAUGCAAAUGAUGACAACACUGAGAUUUCAAAGUCUACGCAGCAACUUCUUCUGAAAGAGCAAGUGUUCUUGGUAAUAAAAAAAUCAUUUUUUCUGGAUUUAAUUAUAAAUGUUUAGGUUUCAUCUCUGGCAACACUGUCUGUUUCUCGUUCUAGGCACUUCCGUUGGAUUUGUACAUUCUUAAUGAUAGUCAAGCGGAGCUCACCCCAUCUUCUACCCGAAUUCAUAAGAAACGGGAAUUUACUGAAUAACUGACAAAUUCUCUCAAAACAAAAAGUGAAAGCGAGAGUGCCAAAGCGCCGUGGUGUUCAGAGUGGAACACUUCGCCCACUUCAGGCAACUCCUUUAG